This is a messenger RNA of Humulus lupulus (European hop), 1205 nucleotides long. RefSeq names its product LOB domain-containing protein 40-like. NCBI's taxonomy places the organism in Eukaryota, Viridiplantae, Streptophyta, Magnoliopsida, Rosales, Cannabaceae. The transcript is spliced from 2 exons. Gene Ontology annotation, biological process: regulation of gene expression. The record is from RefSeq and is a predicted model, not a curated record. The coding region runs from base 236 to 1168 and encodes 310 amino acids.
ACCGGUGUCUUGGAGACAAAUUAAUUAAAAAAAGGAAAAAAAUGAAAAAAACAGCAGCGGCCUCCUAACCAAGCGGCUCUAAGAGGUUCUUCCUCUCUAGAUAUAUACAUAUAAAUGUUUUCCCAAUCAACCUAAAAAAAUACUCCUAAAUCUUUCUCUCUCUCUUUCAUUCCCAUUAAAAAAAAAAUUGCUCUCGCUUCCAAAAUCCUUUGUUCUCUUUCUUGAUCUUCCAAAAAUGCGGAUGAGUUGUAAUGGUUGCCGAAUAUUAAGAAAAGGGUGUAGCGAAAAUUGUAGUAUUAGGCCUUGUCUUCAGUGGAUCAAGAAUCCCGAGUCUCAAGCCAACGCCACUGUUUUCCUCGCCAAGUUUUAUGGCCGCGCUGGGCUUAUGAACCUCAUAAACGCCGGUCCCGAACACCAUCGCCCUGCGAUUUUUCGUUCAUUAUUGUACGAAGCAUGUGGCCGGAUUGUCAACCCGAUAUAUGGUUCGGUUGGGUUGUUGUGGUCCGGGAGUUGGCAUCUCUGUCAAGCCGCCGUCGAAGCCGUUCUUAAGGGUGCUCCGAUUACGCCGAUCACUUCCGAAGCCGCCGUGAGUAGCCAUGGACCGCCUCUCAAGGCGUACGAUAUUCGUCACGUGUCGAAGGACGAGAACUCCGCUGCUUCAAACGAUCCCACCAAUCAGCAGCGAUUGACGAAGACCCGGUGCCGGUUCAAACGAACCGUUAUUAAGCCCAAGGCAAGGAAGGCGACCGAGUUCGAAGUGGAGGGAACUCGCUGCGACACGACUCAAUCAAAGUGGGCGGGUUACUGCGCCGAGGAGGUAAAUCGUUCGACGAGUCACGACUCGUCGGUGAGUCACCAGUCCGACACUGCGCCCAACGUCGAUGGCGACAGUAAAGAGACAGAGACAAGCAUGGUUUCAGUCGAGACCGCCGAGGUGUCUCUGUUGUUCAGAGCUGAGCCUGAGUCAGCCACCAAGCCCGACAAUGAGACGGCGAGGGAUAAUGAUCCGGGUCUGGAGCUGACACUGGGCUUUGAGCCGGCCCCGCAUGCACGUCGCCAUGUGGUUCCUGUGAAGAAGAGAAGGAUCGAGGCCGCCGGUAGUGACGGAUGCGCCACCUCUGAUGAUGGCGCGUGUAAGAUAGAGUUAGGGUUGGAAUAUCCGGCUUGAGUGGAGUCCAAGUAAAAUAUUUGAAAAAUGGAAAAGA